CGUAUUAUCACCGACUGCAUCACGACAUGUAUUUUCUUAUAAGCAAUAGCCGACUGAAUGAGCAAGUGGUGGAUAAAAUUGUUCUUCAGCUUAACAGAGUCUACCCCCAAAUUCUUACCGACACAGAAGCAGAAAAGUUCCGGAAUCCAAAGGCAUCGCUCCAUACUAGACUUUCAGAUCUGAUAAAGCACCUUCAAAAGAAAGGAGACAGACACUGUCAAGAGUUUUACAGGGCUCUACAAAUCAAUGCUGAACAGAUCUAUAAUGAUCUGCCAAGCAGGAAAGUCCUGAAAACCCCAGAUUCCGCAGGGAUAGACACUGACAAGGAGAAAUAUGUACUAAAUGACAGGGGUCCAGUGUUUUUCCUCGCUUGUUUUAGCGUUGCUGCCGGGUUCGCGUUGUUUUGGUAUUGCUGCAGCUCAGAUACGAAGGUCGUAGGAAGAGCCAGGAGAAUCUUGGGCUUUUCUCCUAUUAUCAUAGGAAGACACGUUAGAAAAAUUUGUAUGGUGUAUUUGGAAGACAUAUCAAGAAAUUAAGGAAAAGCCGCCUCUGCGCUUGUCUGUACAGUAAACCUGCCAAGGGAAGACAACGGUGCAUGAAUAUUAAUGUGCUAUACUCUCAUACCAAAGAUUUUAUUAACUAGCUUCAUCAAUAUUGUGUUGCCUCAAGAUGUAUUCAGAAUUUCAGCUCGUGUGCCCUUCCUUAUGGGAAGGGACCAUUUAUUUUUGUAAACGCUUAUUUUAAAGUAUUUAUCAUUUGG
Molecule: messenger RNA, 760 nt
Organism: Apaloderma vittatum (bar-tailed trogon)
Lineage: Eukaryota; Metazoa; Chordata; Aves; Trogoniformes; Trogonidae
Gene: CARD19
Product: chromosome unknown open reading frame, human C9orf89
Exons: 5
Coding region: 27-536 (169 amino acids)
Biological process (GO): regulation of apoptotic process
Cellular component (GO): mitochondrion
Source: RefSeq, a predicted model, not a curated record